This is a messenger RNA of Xenia sp. Carnegie-2017, 754 nucleotides long. RefSeq lists its product as uncharacterized. The transcript has 3 exons. NCBI's taxonomy places the organism in Eukaryota, Metazoa, Cnidaria, Anthozoa, Malacalcyonacea, Xeniidae. The record is from RefSeq and is a predicted model, not a curated record. Bases 132 to 608 code for a protein of 158 amino acids.
GAAAAGCUAACUAUAGCUGUCGUCAGUAGAUAUUAGCAAAUACAUACAUGCUUAAAAACGUGAAGGUUUUCUAAUUUCGUUCAUUUAACGACAACUCUACCGAGCCCAGAUCACUGUUUUCACCCACGGCAAUGGCGAUAAAUUCUUGGGAAAUAAUUACAAUCAUGGUAGGCUGUUUUACUGGCGUCAUGAUGAUUUCAACGUUUUGUGUCAUAGCCCAUGCAUUUCAUCAAUUUAAAUUUAGCUCAAGUUCACCGUACAGAUUGGCAUAUUGGAAAAGAAAAACCUCAGGAAAUAGUGAUGACAUAAAUAUCACUCCCAUUGCAAACAGUCAACAAUUGAUUGAGAAAGAAAACGGCCGGGAAUUGGCCGCGAUAAGCGAACAAGAAUCUCGCCGCAUACUGGAAAGAACUUCAAGUUUUGAAUAUUGGUGGGAAGAUAAUCCUUCAACAUCCAUAUGCCAGUUUCAUACCCUGCCUCUCUCGAGCGCUCGAAAAAAGUCAACAAGCAUCACGGACGAUGGACCAAGUAGAAUGAACGCUGCAUCGUGGCCGAAUACGAUAGACAAAUAUGCUGAAUACGGAACUAGUACUUUUGGACGGAACUAGUACUUUUAGAUUAGAACCUCAUUCGGGUUCUAAUACAAUAAAAUUACGCAGCAAUAAAAUGAAAUUAGGUGAAAAGACUUUAGAUAUUGCUCAAUGUAAUGCAAAUGUAUAAAAACGUCUAACAAAUAAAAAUUAUUAGUCAAAAA